AUGCUGCCCAGCAGAGGCGUCCUUCGCUCCCUCCCCUCCGUGAGGGCGACCAGCAGCAUUUCGAGCCAAUCUGUAAAUUCCGCCCAAUCCCUGACCCCAGGCACUACGGCACAAGUCGCGCCCAACGCUAAUGCUCAACGGCCAGAUCUCCAGGUCAUCCAGACGACUCGGCGAUGGACGGCAAUUCGGAACCUCCCUGCGCAGCAGUGGUGCGCCCUGGACCUCUCUGAGGACCGAUUGGGCGGCCUCGCCGGCACAGUAGCCAUCGGCGGAUCCUUCGAGUCGAGACGAGCCUUCUCCCUCUGGAACUCAAAGCCCGAGCCCGCGGCACCGGCCCCGACACCAGCAGCUCCCGCAGCAGCUCCCGCACAACCUCCCGUCGAACCUGCCGCUGUCGACGCCGCCUCUGCCUCCGCGCCCUCCAUCCCCACCCCCGAACCAGCUCUCGCUGCCGCCACCCCCUCGGGCUCUAUUCCUGACCUCGACGCCGCCGCGCUCCUCGACCUCCCGGAACAGAUCGGCUUCCUCAAGACUCUCGGCCUCGAUUUCGGCUGGGGCCCCUCAAGCGUGAUGCAGUGGGCCUUUGAGCACCUCCAUGUCUACUCAGGCCUGCCCUGGUGGGGUUCCAUCGCCGCGACCGCCAUCCUCCUGCGUAUCGUCAUGUUCAAGCCCCUCCUCAUGUCCCAGGACACCUCGGCGCGCAUGCAGAAGCUGCAGCAAGACCCCAAGUACGAGGAGAUCCGCACCGGUCUGCAAGAGGCCAUGUCCCGUGGCGACUCGGCCGGCAUGGCUGAGCUCCGUCGCGACUUGUCCAUGAUGAACAAGCGCGCUGGAGUGAACCCUCUGAACGGUCUCUGGGGUCUCCUUCAGAUUCCCUUUGGAUACGGCAUGUUCCGUGUCCUGAACGGUGCUGCGUCCAUCCCCGUUCCUGGAAUGGAGACGGGUGGUUUCCUCUGGAUUAGCGACCUGACCGUGUCUGACCCCUUCUUCCUCCUGCCCAUUGCCGGUCCUUUCGCCAUGUUCGCCAUGGUCAAGCUCGGCUCCCGUUACGCCACACCCCAGGCCAAGGCCCAGCAGAAGCUGAUGAUGUACAUUCUCGGCCCCCUGUCCGUCAUUUUCACCGCCUACCUCCCUGCCGGCGUCCAAUGGUACUUCUUUAUCACUGGUCUUGUCGGUGUCCUCCAGAACUGGCUCUUCACCAAGGCCGGCUUCCGCAACUUCUUUGGCCUUAUGCCCCUCCCCUCAACGCCCGCGCCCGCCACUACGACCGCCCCUCCCUCCCGCCUGACAUACCAAGCUCCCCGCCGCGCCGCGGCCUCCGCUCCCGCUGAGACGCCUGCCCAGGACGGCAGCAUUAGCGGCGUCAUCAACAGCCUGAAGCAGACUGUACACAACGCCAAGGGCGGUGCCGGAAACUACAUGGAGGCGAACCGCUCGAAGGAAGAAGCGAAGCAGGCAAAGAAGUAUGCUGAGAAGCGAGGCGAGCAGGAGAGACAGAAGUUCUGGAGCGAGAUGCGCAAGAAAUGA
Messenger RNA from Colletotrichum spaethianum, 1527 nucleotides. Its product is annotated as mitochondrial inner membrane protein OXA1. Bases 1 to 1527 code for a protein of 508 amino acids. The record is from RefSeq and is a predicted model, not a curated record. Lineage: Eukaryota; Fungi; Ascomycota; Sordariomycetes; Glomerellales; Glomerellaceae. Gene Ontology annotation, cellular component: mitochondrial inner membrane. Gene Ontology annotation, molecular function: membrane insertase activity. Gene Ontology annotation, biological process: protein insertion into mitochondrial inner membrane from matrix; mitochondrial respiratory chain complex IV assembly. The transcript is spliced from 3 exons.